Molecule: messenger RNA, 885 nt
Organism: Sesamum indicum (sesame)
Lineage: Eukaryota; Viridiplantae; Streptophyta; Magnoliopsida; Lamiales; Pedaliaceae
Product: protein EARLY RESPONSIVE TO DEHYDRATION 15
Source: RefSeq, a predicted model, not a curated record
GACCUCUAGGUUCGGGUAGUACGGGUCUAUAAAUUGCUUGCGGUUUUGCGAAGAACGAGUCAUUGCUCUUUACGUGUAAACUGGAAAUUGGACUUGGACGACGAGAAAUUUACCUGCAAGGUGAUUUUGAUUGAAUAGCAAUUGAAUUAUGGCUUUAGUGUCUGGUGGAAGGUCAACCCUUAAUCCAAACGCACCUCUGUUCAUUCCAGCAGCUGUGAGGCGAGUGGAGGAUUUCUCACCGGAGUGGUGGAACCUCGUGAAUACAUCCACCUGGUUCCGAAACUACUGGCUCAGCCAGCACGAGGGAGAGGAUAUUUUUGGCGAGGAGGAAUAUGGUUUUGAUGGCAACAAUGUCGCUGGGUUGUUGCCUGAUACCAUAGAUCUUGAUGUGGAUGAGGAUAUCUUGAACAUGGAAGCUCAGUUUGAGGAAUUUCUUCAGUCAUCUGAAGGUGAAUACGGAAGGAAGGCGGCCAGAGGCAUGAUGGAAAACGGCUAUGGUAAGAACAGCGGUGCACUAGUCAAGAGUCUGAGCAUGCCGAAGGAGAGAGGCCCAAAUUCCCCAAGGGAACCGAUGAAGCACUGGGAGAAGCCCGCCAAGCAUGUUACCCCAAGCUACUAUAGCCCCCGUUUCAUCCAGCAGCCUCGUUGAACUUGUCGUAGUGUUUACCGUUUAGGUCCUUAGUUUGCAGGCCCAGAAAGCAGCAGUUAUGUGUUUCUUGUAACUUUUAUGUAUAGGGCAAGGUUGCAACUCUCUGUAUUUUACCCUUGUUCAUAGUCUGACGUCCCCUUGUUUAGUUUUUGUAACAUGAAAAGGUUUCCAGGAUGUAAAAGAAAUACUGUAGAACUCGCUCCAAGAAAAUUAAAAAAGAGGUCAUUUUAGUUGAA